Nerophis lumbriciformis (worm pipefish) is the source of this 264-nucleotide messenger RNA. The record is from RefSeq and is a predicted model, not a curated record. Lineage: Eukaryota; Metazoa; Chordata; Actinopteri; Syngnathiformes; Syngnathidae.
AUGGCAUCUAAGAUACCGACAACUGCACUUACUUUGAAACAGUUUUUACAUAGGCAGAGCAUUUUGGGACUAUACAGAAAGAUGCUGAGAACAAUACGACAUGUGCCGGAUCAAACGGAUAGGAAAUACCUCCGAGACUGGGCAAGAGAUGAAUUUAGAAGGAACCGGAAUGCCACUGACCAGGAUGCCAUACGUAUGAUGAUCAUACAAGCAAAUAACCAUCUGGAGGAGCUGCAAAGAUCUCUUGCAUUGGCUGGGAACUAA